Cladocopium goreaui is the source of this 2865-nucleotide messenger RNA. Lineage: Eukaryota; Dinophyceae; Suessiales; Symbiodiniaceae. The record is from the annotation of a GenBank genome assembly.
AUGGAUGAUGCAACAGUGGCGCAGCUGGUGGCUUCGACUUCCGCCAGUGCCGAGGCGAUAGCAGAGGUGGCCAAGGCCUUGAAGCUGAAGUUUGGUGAGGAGAAACGUGACCGUUUCUCUGAGGCCUCAAAGGUGGUGAGACAGCCCGAUGUUUUCUCUCCUGCCACUCCUGAGGAGGAGUUGAGCCAAUGGCAGGACUGGAAACUCAGUUUCCAAAGCUGGCUGACAUAUGCCCAGACUGAGUUCGAGAAAGACUUUAAGGAGGCUGAAAGCUCAGAAGGCCCCAUGGACUUCGUGGAGAUGACCCCGCAGCAGCACGAGAGAGCAGAGAAACUCCAUUCAAUACUGGUUGGAGUCCUACGCAACCGACCCUUGAAGAUACUUCGAAGUGUUGAAGGAAGAAAUGGAUUGGAGGUGUGGCGGCAGCUCACCAUGCAGAUGCAGCCCCGCACCCGUGCCAGAUCGAUAGCGCUACUUCAAGCGUUUCUUGGACACCCACCUUUCAAGAAGGAGGGCAUCCUGGAGCAGAUCUUGGGUCUUGAGCGUUUAGCUGAAGAGUAUGCCCAGGUUAGCAAGGAGGAGAUGAGCGACAACACCAAACUCUCGGUGCUCUUGAGGGUGGUACCUUCUCAACUGCGUCAACACUUGCAGUUGCAGAUGGAUGACAAGUCUGACUAUGCUUCGACAAGGGAGCGGGUGUUGGCCUAUGAGAGGACAACCACUUCAUGGACGUCGAGCACUGUGUACCGGGAGCUUGACAUCAAGAAAGAGGAGAAGCACGACGAGGCAGUAAGGGAUUGCCGUCUGAUGUCUGCAAACUAUGUGGUGGCCGAGGGCAUUGGUCUAGAGAGUGGGCGCAGCAGCAUGGAAGUGGUGCACGGAGUUCAAGGCCCUGGCACCACAGCAGUUCGAAGAGUGACCUACUUCGACUUGGAUGAGACGGCCACGGUGGAUGAGCCCUACAUCAGAACGGUAGCUGCAGAGGAGACCUAUGACAUGACGUAUAGUGACUCUGAUAGCGAUUGGCACCUUUGUGAGGAAGUUCAACAUGGUGGUGAGGUCUACUUCGAGGACUUUACCAACGCUUCUGUGGAGCCCUAUGGCGAGAUGGAUGGAGGUUCAAGGCCCCAUGCAGAAAUCAGAGGAGUCCAGCUGUCCAAGGAAGUCCACAUCAUCCUUGACAGCGGUGCAGAUAUGUCGGUGCUUCCUAUGAGCUAUGGCACAACAGGGAAAGCUCUACGUCAACGCAGCGUUCUACGGGAUGCUCAAGGACAUCUCAUGCCUGGUGGUUCCUUGCGCCAGGCUGUCAUCGAGAUCGAGGACGACAAUGGCAAUGUGGCACAGUUGAAGGAGACAUUUGCUUUGUCAAAGGUGUCUGAACCUUUGGUGGCCCUGGGAAAACUCUUGAAGAGAGGUUGGAAAGUUGAGGGCGACGGCAAUGACGUCAAGUUGGCCUAUGGAGACUUCUCCAAGACCAUUGGUUUCAGGAGCAACAGUUUGUCAACGGUGGCAACAAUUCGAAUGGUGGAGGUGCCUCAAGCAGCAGUUCGAGCUGUGACCAUGACCUUUGAAGGUAUGAUGGUGAACCUACUCACAGUUCCUGGAUGGCAUCUGUCUUUGGAUAGGAAGGUUCCUUUUCUGGUGGUCAUGAAUUCAAAGAAUUAUCAUGACUCCUUCCCACAGUUCCAGCGCACAGACUUUCCUUUUCGAACAACCAUGGUGCUGAAGGACAAGGUUUGGGAAGUUGUGGAAUGGGCUGAACAGUCCAGCCAUGAGGAUGAGAUCGAGGAGUGCAAUGGUGACACAACAACAGUGGUGACAUUCUUCCAUCAACAGCCUGUUGAUGUGAUGGCAGUUGGCAUCGUGAACACUGGUGCCGACGAUCCUUUCUUGCAGCCCAAGGUGAGAGAGGAUGCACCCAAAGGUAAGGACGUCAAAGAUAGGCAGGGCUUUGGAUGGUAUGGCAGGUCUUUGGAAGAUGGAGUCUACGAAGUGGAGGACUCUGACGUGGAAGUUGGCCCACAACAUGACACAAGUGAAGGUGACCCUGUUCAUCGAGAAGUUCCAAAGCAUGCAGAAGGUGAUGAGCCUGAGGAGAUCGAGAUUGAGGGUGUGAAGUACACUCCAACAACAACCCUUUCGAAGAUGAGGAUUGGUUUGAAGAUGUGUGGAUUGCCUAAGGGCAGAAGCAAGGCUGAUGCGUGGAAGCGCUUGGUGGAACAUCAUAGGCAUUUUGCCGAGAACCUGGCAGUGGAGUUGGCACAACGUGGGUUUGAGCGACAAAGAGCUGGAGAAGGUGGAGAUGAUGCUCGACCACAACAUGUGCCCAGGCUUCCAACAAAGGCUGAGAGACAGAUCCAUGAGCUGACACAUUGGCCCUACGCAGACUGGUGUCAGAGCUGUGUGGCGUCGAGAGCAAAGUCUGACCCACAUCGUCGCCAAGGAGCUCUGCGAGAUGAGACAAAGUCUGAGUACCCAAUUGUCUCCAUGGACUUCUGCUUCACUCGAAGCUUGGUGGAGGCCAAUGAGGAAGACAAGGAAGAUCUGAGACGCUAUGGAGGUGAUGCACGUGGAGGAGUUUGCCUGGUCAUCACUGAUGAUUGGACCCAUGGAGUUCUUGCAGUCCCAACUCCUGGAAAGGGAAGAUCCCACGUGAAGUACUUGGCUGAGCAGGUGGUGCGCUACAUUGGGUCAUGCGGUUUCUCUUCAUGCACGAUGAAGGCCGACGGUGAGCCUGCAAUGAGAAUGUUGCUGGACGUGGUGCAGAAAUGCCGGCAACGUCUUGGUUUCAAAACGCGGUGGAAUACAGUGGCCCAGGUGACAGCCAAGCCAAUGGAAGGAUUGAAAGAGAAAUCCAAACGGUGA